Messenger RNA from Neurospora hispaniola, 933 nucleotides. Its product is annotated as Metallo-dependent phosphatase-like protein. Gene Ontology annotation, biological process: chromosome segregation; regulation of mitotic cell cycle. Gene Ontology annotation, molecular function: protein serine/threonine phosphatase activity. The record is from RefSeq and is a predicted model, not a curated record. The transcript is spliced from 4 exons. NCBI's taxonomy places the organism in Eukaryota, Fungi, Ascomycota, Sordariomycetes, Sordariales, Sordariaceae. Gene Ontology annotation, cellular component: cytoplasm; nucleus. Bases 1 to 933 code for a protein of 310 amino acids.
AUGGCGGACCAUACCGAAGUCGACCUCGACUCUAUAAUCGACCGCCUCUUGGAGGUGCGGGGCAGUCGGCCUGGUAAGCAGGUGCAGCUGCUGGAAGCCGAGAUUCGCUAUCUCUGCACCAAGGCCCGUGAAAUCUUCAUUUCCCAGCCCAUCCUGCUUGAGCUCGAGGCUCCUAUCAAGAUUUGCGGCGAUAUCCACGGUCAAUACUAUGAUCUCCUCCGCCUCUUCGAGUACGGUGGCUUCCCUCCUGAGGCCAACUACCUCUUCCUAGGUGAUUACGUCGAUCGUGGCAAGCAGUCCCUGGAGACCAUCUGCCUGCUCCUCGCCUACAAGAUCAAGUACCCCGAGAACUUCUUCAUCCUUCGUGGCAACCACGAGUGCGCGUCCAUCAACCGUAUCUAUGGUUUUUACGACGAGUGCAAGCGGAGGUACAACAUCAAGCUUUGGAAGACCUUCACCGACUGCUUCAACUGCCUACCGAUCGCUGCCAUUAUCGACGAGAAGAUUUUCACUAUGCACGGUGGUUUGAGCCCGGAUCUUAACUCAAUGGAGCAGAUCCGCCGAGUCAUGCGACCAACUGACAUUCCUGACUGCGGUCUUCUUUGCGAUCUCUUGUGGUCGGAUCCCGAUAAGGACAUUACUGGUUGGAGCGAAAACGAUCGUGGUGUUUCCUUCACAUUCGGCCCGGAUGUCGUUUCUCGCUUCCUCCAAAAACACGACAUGGAUCUGAUCUGCCGUGCUCACCAGGUUGUUGAGGACGGAUAUGAGUUCUUCUCGAAGCGCCAGCUCGUUACUUUGUUUAGUGCCCCCAACUACUGCGGCGAAUUCGACAACGCUGGUGCUAUGAUGAGCGUCGACGAAAGUUUGCUCUGCUCUUUCCAGAUUCUCAAGCCCGCAGAGAAGAAACAGAAGUACGUUCCCAGUCUUAGAUGA